UAACUAUAUAAAUAUAAAAGAAUGGUAAGGAGAAAAACAGAGUGAAAGUGAGAGAAAAAAGAUGAACGUGGAAGAGGAGGUUCAACGACUCAAGGAAGAAAUUCAGAGGCUAGGCAAGGUUCAGCCUGAUGGCUCUUACAAGGUCACAUUUGGAGUGCUAUUUAAUGAUGAUAGGUGUGCAAACAUAUUUGAAGCACUUGUUGGGACACUGAGAGCAGCAAAGAGGCGUAAAAUUGUUACAUAUGAUGGUGAGCUUCUGCUGCAAGGAGUCCAUGAUAAUGUGGAAAUCAUACUUAAACCAACGCCAGCACCUGCAUCAGAAUCAGCACCAGCACCAGCCACAACCUAGUCAAAAGGCUUUGAGCAGAGAUUGCUAUGCUGCAAAUCCCGUUAUAUUGAUUAGUCAUGAUGUGUGUAUAUUGUCAAUUUAUUCCAUGUUCGAGCUUCCCUUUGCAUUCCUUUUAUUUCUUUGAAUCAGAAGUCAAGCUGAAGGACACCAUGUUUGUACCCACUUUAUACUUAUAAUAUGUUAAUCGAUAAAUGGAAACUGGAGGGUCUCAGUGCCA
Molecule: messenger RNA, 566 nt
Organism: Pistacia vera
Lineage: Eukaryota; Viridiplantae; Streptophyta; Magnoliopsida; Sapindales; Anacardiaceae
Product: costars family protein
Exons: 2
Coding region: 62-349 (95 amino acids)
Biological process (GO): regulation of actin filament-based process
Source: RefSeq, a predicted model, not a curated record